UCUUAAUUCUUUCUUUUCAAAUAAAAGAUAAAUUUACUACGAUGCCACCCACACCUAAAACACCUGUCGAUUCAACUGCAGCUGGACCUAUGCUCCGUUAUCAAAAGAACCUUCCGAAAUUACCAGUUCCUCCUCUCUCAGAUACAUUGAGAAAAUAUCUCAAGUCUGUACAUCCUCUUUUGACCGAGGAAGAGUAUAAGCGUACCGAGCAAGCCGUCAAGGAGUUUGAAGCUCCCGGAGGAUUAGGCCAAGAAUUGCAAAAGCGUCUAGUUGCCCGUGCUAAAGACCCCAGUGUCGUCAACUGGAUGGAAGAGUGGUGGAACGAUCAGGCUUACAUGGGGUAUCGUGACCCCGUAGUCAUCUAUGUAUCUUAUUUCUUUGCUUAUAAGGAUGAUAAAUUCCGUAAGCUUCCUGCUCAGCGUGCUGCUGCUAUCACUACUGCUGCUUUGGAAUUCAAGAAGCAAGUUGUCGAUAACACUUUAGAACCUGAAUAUGCUAAGGGUGAACCCUUAUGCAUGGAUUCUUACAAAUAUAUGUUUAAUAACUGUCGUAUUGCCAAAAAACCUAGUGAUGAAGCCGCUAUUUUUGAUCCUCAUCAGAAUACCCACAUCAUUGCCAUUCGUAAGAAUAAAUUCUAUUUCGUUGACACAGUUUACAAUGGAAAACAGCUCAGCACCAAGGAGUUAGAACAGCAAUUUCAACGAGUCAUCGAUCAAGCUGGCGGCUUGAAAGGCAUUCCUGUGGGUGUUUUGACUUCUGAAAACCGAGAUGUUUGGACUGAUGUUCGCCAAGCAUUGCUUAAAGCCAACCCUCGCAACAAGCAAGUGAUAGACAAGAUUGAAACCGCUUCAUUCGUUGUCUGUCUUGACGACUCAUCACCCAAAUACCGUGAUGAUUUAUGUCGAGCUUGCUGGCAUGGUGAUGGCCGUAACCGUUACUUUGAUAAACCUGUGCAAUUCAUUGUUUUUGAUAACGGCAAAGCAGGAUUCAUUGGUGAGCACUCUUGUAUGGAUGGUACAGCAACUUGUCGUUUGAAUGAAUAUGUUUGUGACGGAUUGAACAGAAACUUAAUCAAGCAUGGCAGCGAACAAAUCCGCGGAAACAUACCCCACCCUGAAGAGUUAUCUUUUGUUCUGAAUAAGGACCUUGAGCAUGCUAUUCAAGCUGCUGAGACUCACUUCGAUGACUUGAUUGCUCGCCAUGAAAUGACUGUACUAGCCUAUCAAUCUUUCGGAAAGAACUUAAUCAAAAAAUUCAGGUCUUCACCUGAUGGUUUCGUUCAAAUGGCUAUUCAACUAGCUUACUACAAAUGCUUUGGCGUAUCCCGUCCUACUUACGAAUCCGCCCAAACCCGUAAGUUCCAACGCGGACGUACUGAAACAGCUCGUACUGUGACAGAUGAGUCUGUGGCUUUCGUGAAGGCUAUGGAGGAUCCUACACUACCUAAUGAAAAAAAGAUCGCUCUGUUGCGUGCUGCUCUUAAAGCCCAAGGUCAAUAUAUGGCUUCUGCUGUUAACGCUCACGGUGUGGAUCGUCAUUUGUUCGGUUUAAAGAACUGUUUAAAGUCUGGAGAGCCUGUACCUGCCAUUUUCCGUGAUCCUGCUUAUGCUUAUUCAAGCCACUGGUAUCUUUCUACUUCUCAAUUAACGUCUGAACAUUUUGACGGUUAUGGUUGGGGCCAGGUUGUAAAUGAUGGUUUUGGCUGCGCUUACAUGAUCAAAAACAAUGCUCUUCAAUUCAAUAUUGCAAGUGUUAAAGAUCUCGAAGUGCACGGUAAGAAAUAUGUUAGAGGAACCUAUCAAUUUAAGCAGUGUCUUGAGGAAGCUUGCGAUGAUUUGCGUGAUCUUUUGAUGACUGAGCUUCCUGCUCAAGCUAAAUUGUAAAAGUAGCCAUCGUUUUUUGUUGUCUUCUCAUCCUUUACUGUAAACUCUUUGAGGUCGAAACAUAACUUAUUUUAUACACCUAGACUUUUCUUUUUUUGUUUUGUUAAAAGGACAACAAUAAAGUCCCCAAGUUCUUCCUUUCUGUAACAUAAGUGAAACGUUUGUCGUUGAUUUGAUGCGUGCGAUGGUAAGUGAAAAAUAAGUGGAACAUUUGAACAAACGCGGUGCUUUUUUUUCCGCGUUUUGCGUGCCUUGAUUUCUUUAUGCAAACUCUUUUCAGUU
Mycotypha africana is the source of this 2165-nucleotide messenger RNA. RefSeq names its product acyltransferase ChoActase/COT/CPT. NCBI's taxonomy places the organism in Eukaryota, Fungi, Mucoromycota, Mucoromycetes, Mucorales, Mycotyphaceae. The record is from RefSeq and is a predicted model, not a curated record. The transcript is spliced from 5 exons. Gene Ontology annotation, molecular function: carnitine O-acetyltransferase activity. Gene Ontology annotation, biological process: carnitine metabolic process. The coding region runs from base 42 to 1883 and encodes 613 amino acids. Gene Ontology annotation, cellular component: peroxisome; mitochondrion.